UAACAUAAAACUGUUGGAGGUUAGAGACGUUUCUGUCAAGCUCGGCGAAAUUUCACGCGCAUUUAAAACAUUUAUCCGUCAGCGAUCUGAACAUUGUGGAGUAAUUAAAUAAAUUAAUGGAUUGACAAUGGGUCUAUUAACGGUGCUGAAAAAAUUGAAGCAAAAGGAAAAGGAGAUGCGAAUUUUAAUGUUGGGCCUGGAUAAUGCAGGCAAGACGACAGUGUUGAAGAGGCUCAAUGGCGAACCAAUAGACACCAUAUCGCCUACGCUUGGUUUCAAUAUCAAGACACUGGAACAUCGCGGAUACAAACUCAACGUAUGGGAUGUAGGUGGACAAAAAUCAUUGCGUUCCUACUGGAGAAAUUAUUUCGAGUCGACGGACGGGCUUGUCUGGGUGAUAGACAGCGCGGACAGAAGGAGACUGGAUGAUUGUAAAACAGAGCUGUACAAGCUCCUGCAAGAGGAGAGGCUGGAGGGAGCGAGUCUCCUUGUGUUCGCGAAUAAGCAGGAUAUGCCUGGCGCAUUGUCUGCAGCUGACAUAGCCGACAUUCUGGAGCUACCUAAUAUAAAGACUCACCAUUGGCAAAUUUACAAGUGCUCCGCCGUGACGGGUGAGAAUCUAGUCGACGGUAUUAAUUGGAUUGUUGAUGAUAUCGCAGCGAGAAUAUUUUAUAUAGAUUAAAUUUAAUUUGGAUGUCGAUACUCUUUACCUCAUUAAAUGCAGAAAUUAGUGCUUGACAAGUUUUUGCAAAAUGAUAUUGAUGGUGUAAUCUAUACUGUAAAAACGUGUAACAUAGUGUUAUAAGGAGAUUCUCUUUCGAUCAUUUAUUACAUAAUAUAAUGUCCAUUUUUUUCCAAA
Temnothorax curvispinosus is the source of this 859-nucleotide messenger RNA. It is a transcript of the gene Arl2, whose product is annotated as ADP-ribosylation factor-like protein 2. The transcript has 2 exons. Gene Ontology annotation, molecular function: GTP binding; GTPase activity. NCBI's taxonomy places the organism in Eukaryota, Metazoa, Arthropoda, Insecta, Hymenoptera, Formicidae. Gene Ontology annotation, cellular component: microtubule cytoskeleton; cytoplasm. Gene Ontology annotation, biological process: protein folding. Bases 128 to 682 code for a protein of 184 amino acids. The record is from RefSeq and is a predicted model, not a curated record.